CGGACUCCCCCGCCCGCGCCUCUCCGCGGUCUGGUUGCACAGCCGGCGGUUCUAGGAAGUCGUCGCUUCCGGGAAGGGCUGGGACACAAAGGACAAAAGAUUAGGCGGCUCGCCCCGCCUCGCCCUUCUGUCCCGCCCCACGCGCCCUCCCGGCCGGCUGGCGCCGCCGCCUCUCAGUUCCUGACCGCCGUCGGUGCGAGCCGGUUGCCUGUCCUGCACUGGCUCCCUUCAGCCGCCGCCGUCCGGCCGAGCCCCAGCUCCCGAGCUGCCGCUGCCGCUGCCGGGACAUGGUCCUCUGCGUUCAGGGACCUUGUCCUUUGCUGCCUGUGGAGCAGAUCGGGCAGCGGCCCCUGUGGGCCCAGCCCCUGGAGCUGCCUGAGCCAGCUAUGCAGCCUUUACCUGCCGGGGCCUUCCUGGAGGAGGUGACAGAGGAGACCCCGGCCCAGCCAGAGAGUGAGCCCAAAGUGCUGGACCCAGAGGAGGAUCUGCUGUGUAUAGGCAAGGCCUUCUCCUACCUUAGGGAAUCUGGCUGGUACUGGGGUUCCAUUACGGCCAGCGAGGCCCGCCAACACCUGCAGAAGAUGCCAGAGGGUACGUUCCUCGUACGGGACAGCACUCACCCCAGCUACCUGUUCACACUGUCAGUCAAAACCACCCGAGGUCCCACCAACGUGCGCAUUGAGUAUGCCGACUCCAGCUUCCGCCUGGACUCCAGCUGCCUGUCCCGGCCGCGCAUCCUGGCCUUCCCAGACGUGGUCAGUCUCGUGCAGCACUACGUGGCCUCCUGUGCUGCUGACUCCCGGAACGACAGCCCUGACCCUGUCCCCACCCCGGCCCUCUCUAGCCCUAAGGAAGAGGCGCCUAGAGACCCAGCGCUGCCCGCCCCUGCGGCCACUGCUGUGCACCUAAGACUGGUGCAGCCCUUUGUGCGCAGGAACAGUGCCCGCAGCCUACAGCACCUCUGCCGCCUGGUUAUCAACCGUCUGGUAGCCGACGUGGACUGUCUGCCACUGCCCCGGCGCAUGGCCGACUACCUCCGACAGUACCCCUUCCAGCUCUGACCCAGCCAGGCCUCCUUCCCUGCCUCACCCAGCCAUCCCCUGGAGGGGACAAUGGCCCCAGCUGGACUUGGGCUCUCACUGUUUCUCCUCCAGUCAUCCUGCUCUCACGUUACCUGGACCAGGAAGAGUCAGCAAGACCAAAGCUGGGCACGAAGGGUAGGGGCAAGUGUCACACAACUAGGAGGUCGCACCCGCAGCUACUAUGUGGCUCCAUUGUGGUGAGCCAUGUGUCAGAAGAGAGGGAGACAGGCAGGCCCUCCUCUCACCCUGUGGGCUGGGCCCAGGCCCCCACUCGCCUGCUGUGGCCUCCUGAACUGUGCAGACUUUGCCGGCCCUGGCUUCUCCAUUACCGGGGUGGGGCCGGCCUCCUCCUGCCAGCCGCCCUUCUCAGGGAGGAUGGCGGCCAGAGGACUUGAGGUUGACAGUGACAGUGUCUUGGUGGGGAAGCAGGCCAGCCUGGGCACUGCGCAGUUAUACAGUAUUUAUUUAUUUAUUCCCUUGGUUGGUCUCAGGGCGAGCCAACCCCACCUCUCUGCCCUGAGCCCUGCGUGCUGCGGAGACCCCACCUCUGACCCAGCUUCUCUAGUUCUUCCCUGUGGAGAGCCCCAUCCUGAGACGGGUUGCUGGACCCAAGGCAGUCAUGGAUGUCCUGGAGCUGACACCCCCAACCUGUGAAUGUGUCCACCCUCUUCUGCCCCCAGCCCUGUCUGGAAAGGGUGAUUGAAUAGACAAGAAAAUGGAGCCACAGUGUGGGCACCCAGCAAAGCCUGGCACUCAUCCCAUGGCAGGGCAGAGCCCUGUCUGCGCAGAGCUGGUCUCGCUAGGGCACAAUCCUGCAUGAGUACAUGUGCCAGGUCGGGAAGGGCAUGCCAAUUCAAGGGCUGCCGCUCCACUCUGCUGGGUCUGCUUCCUGCCCACGGAGGUUCCUGCCAUGAGACAGGGAAAGAAAUACAUAUCUGAUAAGAUUUUAUAAAAUAAUUAUUAUAACCAAAAAAAUCAGUUUGGUAGUUUUAUUUCUUCCACCGAUUUUCUUGUAAUGACAAUAAAAUUGUACCUUUCAUUUGUGGA
This is a messenger RNA of Rhinolophus ferrumequinum (greater horseshoe bat), 2129 nucleotides long. RefSeq names its product cytokine inducible SH2 containing protein (gene CISH). The coding region runs from base 288 to 1061 and encodes 257 amino acids. Gene Ontology annotation, molecular function: 1-phosphatidylinositol-3-kinase regulator activity. Gene Ontology annotation, cellular component: phosphatidylinositol 3-kinase complex. The record is from RefSeq and is a predicted model, not a curated record. The transcript has 3 exons. Lineage: Eukaryota; Metazoa; Chordata; Mammalia; Chiroptera; Rhinolophidae. Gene Ontology annotation, biological process: phosphatidylinositol phosphate biosynthetic process; intracellular signal transduction.